This is a messenger RNA of Suricata suricatta (meerkat), 4532 nucleotides long. RefSeq names its product adaptor related protein complex 3 subunit delta 1 (gene AP3D1). The record is from RefSeq and is a predicted model, not a curated record. The transcript has 32 exons. NCBI's taxonomy places the organism in Eukaryota, Metazoa, Chordata, Mammalia, Carnivora, Herpestidae. Gene Ontology annotation, biological process: synaptic vesicle budding from endosome; Golgi to vacuole transport; neurotransmitter receptor transport, postsynaptic endosome to lysosome. Bases 18 to 3659 code for a protein of 1213 amino acids. Gene Ontology annotation, cellular component: membrane coat; presynaptic endosome; AP-3 adaptor complex.
CGGCGGCAUCCGCCGCGAUGGCCCUCAAGAUGGUCAAGGGCAGCAUCGACCGCAUGUUCGACAAGAACCUGCAGGACCUGGUGCGCGGCAUCCGCAACCACAAAGAGGACGAGGCAAAGUACAUCUCACAGUGCAUUGAUGAGAUCAAGCAAGAGCUGAAGCAAGACAACAUCGCGGUGAAAGCGAAUGCAGUCUGCAAGCUGACCUACUUACAAAUGUUGGGCUAUGACAUCAGCUGGGCUGCCUUCAACAUCAUAGAAGUGAUGAGCGCCUCCAAGUUCACGUUCAAGCGGAUCGGCUACCUUGCUGCUUCCCAGUGCUUUCACGAGGGGACCGACGUCAUCAUGCUGACCACCAACCAGAUCCGCAAGGACCUGAGCAGCCCCAGCCAGUACGACACUGGCGUUGCGCUGACUGGCCUGUCCUGUUUUGUUACCCCAGAUCUUGCCAGAGACUUGGCCAACGACAUCAUGACACUGAUGUCGCAUACCAAGCCGUACAUCCGGAAGAAGGCCGUGCUGAUCAUGUACAAGGUGUUCCUGAGGUGCCCCGAGGCGCUGCGGCCCGCCUUCCCCCGCCUGAAGGAGAAGCUGGAGGACCCCGACCCCGGGGUCCAGUCGGCCGCGGUCAACGUCAUCUGUGAGCUGGCCAGGCGCAACCCCAAAAACUACCUUUCCCUCGCCCCCCUGUUCUUCAAGCUGAUGACCUCCUCGACCAACAACUGGGUCCUCAUCAAGAUUAUCAAACUGUUUGGUGCUCUGACCCCCUUGGAGCCAAGGUUGGGCAAGAAGCUGAUUGAGCCUCUCACCAACCUGAUCCACAGCACGUCCGCCAUGUCCCUUCUGUACGAGUGCGUGAACACUGUCAUCGCAGUGCUCAUCUCCCUGUCCUCCGGCAUGCCGAACCACAGCGCCAGCAUCCAGCUCUGUGUCCAGAAGUUGAGGAUAUUGAUAGAAGAUUCCGACCAGAACUUGAAGUACCUGGGCCUGCUGGCCAUGUCCAAGAUCCUGAGGACGCACCCCAAGUCCGUGCAGGCCCACAAGGACCUUGUCCUGCAGUGUCUGGACGACAAGGACGAGUCCAUCCGCCUGCGGGCCCUCGACCUCCUGUACGGCAUGGUGUCCAAGAAGAACCUGGUGGAGAUCGUCAGGAAGCUGAUGAGCCACGUGGACAAGGCCGAGGGCACUGCCUACCGCGACGAGCUGCUCACGAAGAUCAUCGACAUCUGCAGCCAGUGCAACUACCAGCACGUCACCAACUUCCAGUGGUACGUCAGCGUGCUGGUGGAGCUGACGCAGCUGGAGGGCACCCGCCACGGCCACCUCCUCGCCGCGCAGAUGCUGGACGUGGCCAUCCGCGUCAAGGCCAUCCGCAAGUUCGCCGUGGCGCAGAUGUCCGCGCUGCUCGACAGCGCCCACCUGGGGGCCGGCGGCCCCCAGCGCAACGGCAUCUGCGAGGUGCUGUACGCGGCCGCCUGGAUCUGCGGCGAGUUCUCCGAGCACCUGCAGGAGCCCCAGCAGACCCUCGAGGCCAUGCUGCGGCCCAAAGUCACUACCCUGCCCGGCCACAUCCAGGCCGUGUACGUGCAGAACGUGGUCAAGCUCUACGCGUGCAUCCUGCAGCAGAAGGAGCAGGCGGCGGAGCCCGAGGCGGCCCAGGACGUCACCCAGCUCAUGGUGGAGCGGCUGCCCCAGUUCGUGCAGAGCGCAGACCUGGAGGUCCAGGAGCGGGCGUCCUGCGUCCUGCAGCUGGCCAAGCACAUCCAGAAGCUUCAGGCCAAGGGCGUGCCGGUAGCCGAAGAAGUGAGCGCCCUUUUUGCUGGAGAGCUCAACCCGGUGGCUCCCAAGGCGCAGAAGAAGGUUCCGGUGCCUGAAGGCCUGGACCUGGACGCUUGGAUCAACGAGCCGCCCUCGGACAGCGAGUCGGAGGACGAGAAGCCCAAGGCCAUCUUCCACGACGAGGAGCCGCGCCAUGCCAAGCCACGGCCGCCAGAGGCUGAGGAGGAGGAGCUGGCCCGGCGUCGAGAAGCCCGGAAGCAGGAACAGGCCAAUAAUCCUUUCUACAUCAAAAGCUCCCCAUCUCCCCAGAAGCGGUACCAGGACAUGCCCGGUGUGGAACAUAUACCUGUGGUGCAGAUAGACCUCUCGGUGCCCCUGAAGGUGCCAGGGAUGCCCGUGUCGGACCAGUACGUGAAGCUGGAGGAGGAGCGGAAGCACCGGCAGCGGCUGGAGAAGGACAGGAGGAGGAAGAAGAAGAAGGACAAGGACCAGAAGGGCAGGCCGCGGCGCCACAGCAUGCUGCACACCGAGAGCGACGAGGACGUGGCCCCGGCACAGCGGGUGGACAUCGUCACCGAGGAGAUGCCCGAGAACGCCCUCCCCAGCGACGAGGACGACAAAGACCCCAACGACCCUUACAGGGCCCUGGAUGUCGACCUCGACAAGCCCCUAGCAGACAGUGAGAAGCUGCCCGUCCAGAAACACAGAAACGCGGAGACUACAAAGUCCCCUGAGAAAGAGGACGUCCCUGUUGUGGAAAAGAAGAUGAAAAAGCCCCGGAAGAAAGAGAAGAAGCACAGAGAGAAAGAGAGAGGGAAGAAGGAGAAGGGGAAGGAGGAGAAGGAGGGCGAGGACUUAGAUUUCUGGCUGUCCACAGCACCGCUGCCUGCCGAGGCCCCGGCCCCGGAAGAGCCCGGAGUGGACGCCGUCAUCGCGGCCGCUAAGGAAGAGGGCGAGGAGCCCAGGGGAGCGGGACAGGGUGACGAGGACGGCGCUGAAGAUGCCGAGCGGAACCCUGAGCAGAAAUCUUCGAAGCAUAAGAAGAAGAAGCACAAGAAGGAGAAGGAGGAGAGAACUAAGGACAAGAAGAAGCCUAAGAAGCAGCAGCCCCCAGGUGAAGAGGCGGCAGAGCCCGUGGAGAACGGCGCGCUUGCUGACGAGCCUCUCCCGCCCAUGUCCAGCUACUGCCUCCUCGCCGAGAACUCCUACAUUAAAAUGACCUACGACAUCCAGGGCAGCCUGCAGAAGGACAGCCAGGUCACCGUGUCCAUCGUCUUGGAGAAUCAGAGCAGCAGCUUCCUGAAGAACAUGGAGCUCAGCGUGCUGGAUUCGCUCAACACCAAGCUGGCCCGGCCCGAGGGCUCCUCCGUCCACGACGGGGUCCCCGUGCCUUUCCAGCUGCCGCCGGGCAUCUCCAACGAGGCCCAGUUCGUGUUCACCAUUCAGAGUAUCGUCAUGGCCCAGAAGCUCAAGGGGACCCUGUCCUUCAUCGCCAAGAACGACGAGGGGUCCACCCACGAGAAGCUGGACUUCAAGCUGCACUUCAGCUGCACCUCGUACUUGGUCACGACGCCCUGUUACAGUGACGCCUUUGCCAAGUUGCUGGAAUCUGGGGACCUGAGCAUGAGCUCAAUCAAAGUCGAUGGCAUUAAUAUGUCCUUCCAGAACCUUCUAGCAAAGAUCUGUUUCCAUCACCAUUUUUCCGUGGUGGAGAGGGUGGACUCCUGCGCCUCCAUGUACAGCCGCUCCAUCCAGGGCCACCACGUCUGUCUCCUGGUGAAGAAGGGGGAGAAAUCCGUGUCGGUCGAUGGGAAGUGCAGUGACUCGACGCUGCUGAGCAACUUGCUGGAGGAGAUGAAAGCGACGCUGGCCGAGUGCUGAGCCCCGCAGCCCCGCCGCCCGGGCCCGCCUCGCCCAGCACGGAUGGCGCUCGGAUGGCGCUCGGAUGGCGAGGUGACAUGCCGUGUUGAUCUGUCUUGUCAGCGUCUUACCUUGACUCCUCCCGCUCUCUCCGGCGAGAAGCAGGCUCUGGGCGCGGCGGACGGUGCAGGGCGGCGGGCCCUGAUUCGGCGAGGCCAUCCGCGGUCCCCACGGCCCCCAGACAGCCCGCCUGGGGGUGCCCGCUCACAGAGACGCUCCCCUCCUCCCUCGCCGCCACGGGCCAGGACACCUGGUGGUCCCGGGGCUGCGCGGGCUGCCGUCCCGCCCGCGUGUUCAUGCGUUGGAUGGGGGCGGGGGCGGCCACCAGGGUGGGGGUCUAGUCGGGAUCCCUGAUUGAGUGGGGCCAGGACCUUGUUGGUUUACAUUUCUUUCCUGUCCAAUGAAAUGUGUCUCCGACAGUGUGUGGCGAGCGGCGGGGACUGUUCAGGACUCCAGGUCCCUCCUGUUGGCGAGUGCUCCCCAGGUUCUGGCCCCCUCCGGUCCCACAGCUGCCGGGAAGGCCGGGUCCUGGGGUGGCCCCUGGGAUGCACCUCUUGGGGCGGGGCCAGGGGAGCCGGGACCAGCCCCACGAGCUGCCCUUCCUCAGAGAUGAGGGUCCUCAAUGACGUAAUUUCCUCUUGAUGAACACUGUCACUUUAGCAUGUAGGGUAAUCUAUUACAGAAUCCUGUGCAGUGAUUCCAGAACCUCAGAAUCGUAUGAUGUGUUCUAUAAGAAUCGAUUUGCUAUCGACAUUCCCAGAUAAAGGAGACAGACAUAUCACGCUGCUGUAAUGAUUUUGUGUCCAGGUGAUCAAUAAACUUGUAACACACACA